AUGGCUCUCUCCGUGAUAUCAUCUCUGAACCCCCUUGCAGUUGUUGCAGCCGGUAUUGGCUUAGCUGGGGUUGGCUUAGCAUCUUGUUUGUCUUUUCGAAGCCACAAUGGCAACAAUUUGACCCUGCUUGAAGAAGGACGUCAGGGAACAUCUAUGAUACCUACUCACAAUGAUGACAAAGGCGUCGUACCGGCCAGACUCACCCGUCUGCCUUACACGCCUGUCAGACUAAGUGUCAAUGUCAACUAUACUGGACCCAAUUCAACUAAUGAGACCUAUGUGAUCCUUACUGUGUUUGAUCUCACCGACGGAAGCUCCAAAGAGGAUGGAGAGCCAUCUGAAUCUGGCGACAUGAAUUCAAAAAGUGAUACGGACAACAGUAUCCGAUUCCCCGAUUGGCCUGUGCUUGAACCAGACUUCUCUGCCAAUCGUGAAGUACUCAUCGCUGUAGCAGCAAUCAAAAGAGGUACUCGGGGAUUCAGACUCAAAACACCGUACCCCACAUUCUGA
This is a messenger RNA of Tremella mesenterica DSM 1558, 510 nucleotides long. RefSeq lists its product as uncharacterized. Bases 1 to 510 code for a protein of 169 amino acids. NCBI's taxonomy places the organism in Eukaryota, Fungi, Basidiomycota, Tremellomycetes, Tremellales, Tremellaceae. The transcript has a single exon. The record is from RefSeq and is a predicted model, not a curated record.